AACAACAAUAGGAAAAAAAUUAAUAAGAAAAUGGACUACUGGUCGAUCUGUUUGCUGUUCGUUUCGCUGUUCAGCACAAUAUUACGCACUGGUGGCGUCGAGCUAACCUUCGAAUUGCCUGAUAAUGAAAAACAGUGUUUUUUUCAAGAAAUUGAAAAAAAUGCGACGGCAAUGCUCGAGUUUCAGGUUGUGACAGGUGGACAAUACGAUGUAGAUGUAACAUUGGAAGCUCCAAAUAAAGAAGUUAUCUAUCAGCAAAUUAAAACUCAAUUCGAUUCACAUCACUUUACAGCCUAUAUGACAGGAGCAUAUAAGGCAUGUUUUAGUAAUGAGUUUUCAACAUUCUCACAUAAGCUCGUUUACAUGGAUUUCCGUGUAGGUGAUCAGAUGCCACUUGUUGGUCUUGGAGAACAUGUAACUGUUAUGACUCAGAUGGAGUCUUCUGCAAAAGAAGUGCACAAAAAUUUGAACAGAAUUAUAGACUACCAAACACAUCAUCGAUUAAGAGAAGCACAAGGCCGUAAAAGAGCAGAGGAUCUGAAUGACCAUGUACUAAAGUGGUCCAUUGUAGAAACAAUUACAAUUCUACUCAUAUCUAUCGGAGAGGUGUAUAUUUUAAAAGCAUUUUUCACAGAAAGGAAGCCUUAACGCGUCUGCUAGUGUAUUUGCGAAUGACAAUGUUUUUUUUGUUCGCAAUAAAAUAAUUUAUCCGUCUGAGCAACGUGAAACAGUGUUACAAGUAACGUUCCACGAGCUCUACUCAUCAGUCAUGGUGCCAUGUUAGCAUUGGCCAGUUAUUUCUAGUGUCCAUGCUUAAUGUUGGACGUACAACUUUACAUCAGACAGACGGAAUAUUCUAGUACGAGAAACACUGUUUAUUCGUGUAUGAAAUUGUUGUGUAUGCGCGGACAUGUGUGUAUCAUUUGAAUAUUAAGUUAUAGAAAAGAUGGGCGUUUUCAUAUGGGUACCUGCUCCACCGUAAACUGCGGCAAAGAACAUGAAAGCAAUCGGACUGUUAUACCUCUUAUGCUAAAUACUUAAGUUGUAUUUAUAUUUUGGUACUGGCAGUGUAACAGGCAUUGUCACGAAAAACACAUUUUUUCUUACUGUGAAUCUGUAAUAUAAUAAAGUAAAAUAUUU
Dufourea novaeangliae is the source of this 1140-nucleotide messenger RNA. Its product is annotated as transmembrane emp24 domain-containing protein 7-like. The transcript has 3 exons. Lineage: Eukaryota; Metazoa; Arthropoda; Insecta; Hymenoptera; Halictidae. Gene Ontology annotation, cellular component: endoplasmic reticulum; COPII-coated ER to Golgi transport vesicle; Golgi apparatus. Gene Ontology annotation, biological process: endoplasmic reticulum to Golgi vesicle-mediated transport; Golgi organization; intracellular protein transport. The record is from RefSeq and is a predicted model, not a curated record. Bases 31 to 648 code for a protein of 205 amino acids.